This is a messenger RNA of Pseudomyrmex gracilis, 1978 nucleotides long. RefSeq names its product CTD small phosphatase-like protein 2. NCBI's taxonomy places the organism in Eukaryota, Metazoa, Arthropoda, Insecta, Hymenoptera, Formicidae. The transcript has 8 exons. The coding region runs from base 186 to 1901 and encodes 571 amino acids. Gene Ontology annotation, molecular function: phosphoprotein phosphatase activity. The record is from RefSeq and is a predicted model, not a curated record.
AUCUUCUGGUCGGCGCGGGACGUCAAUAGCGCGACGUUUCCACGGAUUUUCCAUCGUGAAAAAAUUUCGCGAACAAAAUUGCAGAAAUUGCAAUUUAUUUUACGCAUUUUUCUUUUACUUCUUGUCUGUGUCACGCCGUGACAUUUUUGCGGCGUUAAACGGCCUCCGAGAUUUAUUGCAAUUUAAUGAUACUUAGUAACUUUGUUGAAAUGUGGCUAAGAAGCGAGCGAAUUAGUAGAAGAUUACGUGGACGUCUAAGCAUUACGUCUACAUCAAAAGCAGCUAGUCAUCGAACACAAGUUGGCACCGCUCGGAAGGUGCCCUAUAUUGGUAACAGCAGUCGAGCAAUUGCGUCAAAUAGAUGCAGCAGAUUGACUCAAUGGCGACGCAGAUUAUCCAGUUUUUUAAAAGAGGCCUGUAAAGAAAAUGUCCUACAUUUUGCCAAAUCCACACCUAUCAGACGAGAAAGAGGACCUCGUAGAAGAAAAUGCAUAAAACGGUCAAUUUUCACUUCAACUCCUCUGCAUCGUGCUUCGCAACCAAUAGAUGCAGUUAUCUCCGCGAAAACCGCAUCUUCCAAAAUCUCCGAAGAAUCUAAAGAAAAUUGGAAUGGUGGAUCCGCCUUGCCUCUGUGUUCGUCGGUAACAAAUGCGGAUUCACGCAGUUCAAUGAUACCGCCGGUACAUGAUUUGAAAUCUUCCAUACCUAGCGUAUCCUCGUUGACCUGUCUAAUGCCCCCGGUGUCUCUAGGAUCACAUUCGGAUCUCACGUGUUUGCUAGACGAUGACGGGACCAAAAACAACGAUAUUACAUUACCGUCGUCGCUACAUUACUCUUCCUUGUAUCCGCACGCCGAAACGGAAUAUUACAGUUUGAUGCACUCGACGUCGUUGUACAACAGUCGCACCGCGUACGAAUCGUGCGACAAGUAUUUUUCCAACUGUGGCAAGUACUCACUUAGCGAUAACAAUGAAAACCGCGGUGACCUCUCAAAAAGCCAAUAUGAAACAGACCCGGCGACAAAGUAUGAAACUACUGCUGGAUAUUCCAGUACGAAGUACAGUAUACCAGCAAGUAUGUACAGUAUAAAUCCUCAUCAUCCAUCAUCCGAUACGAAUGGCAAUCUUAGUGACAAAUAUGAUUCCGAGGACGUCGACAGUCGUUAUCACGAGAUCGAAUAUAUGGAGGUGGGUAGUGAGGAGAUAGUAGAAUCUUGUGAUGUAGCAAAUAUGGUUACUCAAGUUCAGGAGGACUGGGAGCCGUUCGAUCCUUACGUCUUCAUUAAGCACCUGCCGCCGCUCACGCCCGCUAUGAGAGCCAGAUGUCCAGCUUUGCCGCUCAAAACACGAAGCAGUCCCGAAUUUAGUCUGGUCCUAGAUCUGGACGAAACACUGGUCCAUUGUAGUCUGCAAGAAUUGUCCGACGCGGCGUUUCGCUUCCCGGUGGUUUUUCAAGACGUAACGUACACGGUAUUCGUGCGAACGCGACCGUACUUCCGUGAAUUUCUCGAACACGUCUCGUCGCUUUACGAGGUGAUUCUGUUUACGGCGAGCAAACGGGUGUACGCCAACAAGCUGAUGAAUUUGCUGGAUCCGACGCGGAAACUGAUCAAAUACCGUCUCUUCAGAGAACAUUGUGUUUGCGUUAACGGGAAUUACAUCAAGGAUUUGUCCAUUUUAGGCAGAGAUCUAUCCAAAACCGUAAUCAUCGACAACAGUCCGCAAGCGUUUGGAUAUCAGUUGGAAAAUGGGAUACCUAUAGAGAGUUGGUUUGCCGAUCGUUCGGAUAACGAGCUGAUGAAGUUAUUGCCGUUUUUGGAAAACUUAGUAAACUGGGGAGGUGACGUGAGGCCACACAUAAGAGAACAAUUCCGACUGUUCAGCUUUCUACCGCCGGAUUAAUUUAAAUUUAUCAUGCACACAAAAAAUUCCACGAUGUUGUUUAGAAAGUAUCACUUAGCUAAUAAAAAACAAAAAAA